Vigna unguiculata (cowpea) is the source of this 1818-nucleotide messenger RNA. RefSeq lists its product as uncharacterized. Lineage: Eukaryota; Viridiplantae; Streptophyta; Magnoliopsida; Fabales; Fabaceae. The record is from RefSeq and is a predicted model, not a curated record.
AUGGAGGCUGCUGUUGCGGGUGCCGCCUCUGCCGCAGGUGCCGCCGCAGGUGCCGCCGCAGGUGCCGCCGCAGGUGCCGCCGCAGGUGCCGCUGCGGGUGCUGCCUCUGUCUUGGGUGUUGCCUCUGUCGCUGCCAGAGUCGCCACCGUUGGAGCUGCCGCCGGUGCUACCUCUGUCGUGGAUGUUGCCUCUGCCGCGGGUGCCGCCGCAGGUGCUACUGCGGGUGCCGCCGCAGGUGCUACUGCAGGUGCUGCUGCGGGUGCCGCCACGGGUGUUGCCUCUGCCGUGAGUGUUGCCUCUGCGGCGAGUGCUGCCUCUACCAUAGGUGCUGCCGCGGGUGCCGCCGCAGGUGCUGCCGCGGGUGCCGCCGCAGGUGCUGCCGCGGGUGCCGCCGCAGGUGCCACUGCGGGUGCUGCCUCUGUCACGGGUGCUGCCUCUGCCACGGAUGCUCCUUCUGCAGCCACGGGUGCUGCCUCUGUCGUGCCUGUCGUGCGUGCUACGGGUGCUGCCUCUGUCACGGGUGCUGCCUCUGUCACGGGUGCUCCUUCUGCAGCCACGGGUGCUGCCUCUGUCGUGCCUGUCGUGCGUGCUACGGGUGCUGCCUCUGUCACGGGUGCUCCUUCUGCAGCCACGGGUGCUGCCACGGGUGCUGCCGCGGGUGCCACCGCGUGUGCUGCCGCGGGAGCCGCUGCGGAUGCCACUAUUGGAGCCGCUGUUGUUCGAGCUGUUGCGGGUGUCGCUGCCGGAGCCGCCGACAUUGGAGUUGCAGUGAUUUCUUCUGAUGAUGCCGAUGAUGUCGUUGACGCAGUUGACGCCGUUAACACCGUCGAUAUCGUUGGCGCCAUCGACGCUGUCGGUGCCGUUGAUGCGGAUGAUGUCGUUGAUGCUGCCCUUGGGGGCUUCUCAUUAGCUCAUGUUGCUGGUCGUGUUGCUCAUGUUGCUGGUCGUGUUGCUCAUGGUGUUGUUGUUCGUGGGGUCAUAAAUGGCACAAACAUGGAAGCGAAUUCCGUACGAGCACCUCCACCAACAUUCUUAAUACAGUUAGGGAGAAUCUUCUUCAAGAAAUGUGUGAUGGCAUGCAUGCAAAUGGCGGGGUUGUUAAUUAGUUGUCUACUUAUGACUCAUCGAGGCACGAUACUAAUCUUCGUUAAUUAUCUAUAUGGUGUUAUACUCAUUCACUGUAAUGAGUAUAUUAUUAAUGCAAAUAGAAAUGAAAAAAAAAUGCAUAUGUUUUGUCUCAUGGUUGCGUCAGUGUUAGGAUACAGACUUGGUGCAACAUUGGUCAGUCGGCCAGUUAUGUGGUUAUUAUGGAUGGAAGUGCAUAGCCUUGUGAUAAUAAUAUUUCUGACUAUUUAUGGCUUAGUAGCGGUAGUGAUCAUGCUAAGGCUAGAAUUGUUUUUCUGGAACUUAGAGGAGAUAGAUCUAGUGGAGCAAAUUAGGAGUGUCAUAGUUUUAUAUGUGUAUACUGUGGUAGGCACCUUUGUGUGUCUAGAUCGAUUCCUAAAGCUGGUUGGUGCUUAGGCAAAUUCAGGUAAGAGCAGCCUUUCUCUUAUAUAGGAAUGCACUACUGCCACUUUCUUAUGUGAAUACCUCCUCAAUCUCACUCUUUAGUUGAAGUCUCUAUUUCACUUUCAAAAAGCAGUCUACACAAAAUAUAGAGAUACUUUUUCCAUUCUGCAUAGGACUUUAUAUUCUCUAUGACGUCAACCAUAAGUUUGCAUUCAGUUUGACCUAGGAAGUAAACUAGGUUUUGCUAUUCCUUCUCGAGCUUCUAUUACCUUCCAUAGAGUUAGGAUAGUAAAAAAAUUAUGACUUGCA